Molecule: messenger RNA, 1932 nt
Organism: Gekko japonicus
Lineage: Eukaryota; Metazoa; Chordata; Lepidosauria; Squamata; Gekkonidae
Product: sodium channel protein type 5 subunit alpha-like
Exons: 11
Biological process (GO): membrane depolarization during action potential; sodium ion transmembrane transport; neuronal action potential
Cellular component (GO): axon; voltage-gated sodium channel complex; plasma membrane
Molecular function (GO): voltage-gated sodium channel activity
Source: RefSeq, a predicted model, not a curated record
AUGGCUGACUUCACCAUGCUGGGUGCCAACAACUUCCGCCCGUUCACCCAAGAAUCUUUAGCGGCCAUUGAGAAACGCAUCGCGGCCAAGAAGGAAUGCAAAGACCCGCCCCCUGAAGACAAGCCCCGCCCCCAGCUCGAUAUUCAGGCAUUCCAGAAGCUGCCCGCCCUCUAUGGAAACCCUCCCUCAGAGCUCAUUGGAGAGCCCCUUGAGGAUCUGGAUCCUUACUACGAUGAUCACAAGACGUUUUUGGUGUUGAACAAAGGGAAGACCAUCUUCCGGUUUACAGCCACACGUGCUUUGUACAUCUUCAGCCCUUUUCAUUCGCUCAGACGGAAGGUGAUCAAACUUCUGGUACAUCCAUUGUUUACCUGGUUCAUCAUGAUCACCAUUUUCACGAACUGUGUCUUCAUGGCUCUCUCGGAAACGCCAGAAUCAACCGAAGAAACCAGGUGGUCUAAAAAUGUGGAGUACACUUUCACGGGCAUUUACACUUUCGAAUCGAUCAUCAAAAUAUUGGCAAGAGGCUUCUGCCUGAAUGAGUUUACCUUCCUCCGCGACCCGUGGAACUGGCUGGAUUUCACCGUUAUCGUGAUGGCGUUUGUGGGCGAGUUUGCGAACCUAGGCAGUGUCUCUGUUCUUCGGAUGUUCCGGGUGCUGAGAGCUUUAAAAACAAUUUCCAUUAUCCCAGGCCUGAAGGUCAUCGUCGGUGCUCUUAUCCAGUCAGUCAAGAAACUUGCAGACGUGAUGAUCCUGACGGUUUUCUGUCUGAGCGUCUUUGCCCUCAUCGGCCUUCAGCUCUUCAAGGGACACCUGAGACACAAAUGCGUCCGGAACUACACCGAGUAUCUCCUUCAAAACAAUAUAACGGACCUUCCCAGUGACAGCGACGUUGUAAGAGAACGGAAUUUGACUUCGUAUGAGGUCUUCAUCAAGCAAGAAGCGAAUUACAAAAUCAAAAACCACACCACUGACUUUUUAUUGUGCCACAAUGGGACGGACAGUGGCUCCUGUCCGGAUAAAUACGUAUGCCUGAAGACUGGAGAGAAUCCCGACGAAGGCUUCACGAGUUUUGAUGCAUUUGGCUGGGCCUUUCUCUCGCUGUUCCGCCUCAUGACACAGGAUUACUGGGAACGCCUCUAUCAACAGACUCUCAGAGCUGCUGGGAAGAUCUACAUGCUGUUCUUUGUGCUUGUCAUCUUCCUGGGAUCCUUUUAUCUGGUCAACUUGAUCCUAGCGGUGGUCACGAUGGCCUACGAGGAGCAGAGCAAGGCCACUAUUGCCGAAACGGAGGCGAAAGAGAGGAAAUUCCGGGAAGCCAUGGAGCUGCUGAAGAGAGAGCAUGAGGAGUUAACCGCUAAAGAAGAGGACAGCAUAUCUCAUAGUUCAUUGGAAGCAUCGCCUGUAGCAUCCAAGGAGGUUAAAGAAAGAAGCAACAGAAUAAAGAAAAAGUUGUCUCUAGGGAUGGAGGAUUAUGGAGAAGAUCUAAAAAUCCCUAAGUCGCAGUCUAUUGAAAGCCAUCGCAAAUCGGCUCUCUUUAGCCACAAUUACGGUCCCAGUUCGAACCCGAUGAAGCGCCGUCCCAGUCAUGGAAGUGUGUUCAGCUUCCACAUCUCCGGACGGGAGGUUGGCUCAAGGCCUGACGGAGGGGAGGAUGAAUCUAGCAGUGCGGGAGAGUCCGAGAUCCAGCGCGGUUCGUUGCUGGCUGCCCGGAUGGGAAGGCGGUCCAGCAUCCAGAGUCAAGUCAGCUACGGCCCUCAUCCUGCGACGCCAAACUACAUGCAGCCUGGCAGGUGGGCCCCGGGAGACGAUUGCAACGGGAUGGUCUCCUCAAUGGGAGGCGGCGGCACGAGGUCGUUUAGCACGGACCCCAUUGCCGGUGAAGGGAUGUUGCUUCCUCCAGGGAGGGGAAGCCAUCGCAGAGGUGAUCUG